AUGACGAAGCGGACGGCAGGACACCGCGGAAACUCGGUUAGGUCGGUCAUGAUUGGCCUAGCCAUCAGUCUUGCAGGUUACGUUUUGUCUAGCUUCGUGUACGGUAUCGACACUGGGAUUAUAGCCUCCACAAUCGCUCAAAAGACUUUUAAAAUUUACAUGUAUGGGUCUACACUGGACAACGCCUCCAUUAGAGCCGGCAUUGUCUCUGGGUACUAUGCGGGAUACGCUGUUGGAAGUGGCGGCUCUGCCUAUGCCAUGGACAAGAUCUCUAGGCGUUGGACGCUGCUUCUAGGUGCAUGCGCUAGCGUCUUGGGAGCUGUUCUGCAGACUGCUGCUAUGAACCCCGCCAUGAUGAUUGUUGGUCGCGCCUUUUCGGGCUUUUCAACUGGCAUGGUGUAUCCGACUGCGCCCGUAUAUCUAGCAGAGCUCAGUCUUCCAGAGAAUCGAGGGUUUCUGGUAGGCCUGAAAGGACUGAUGAACACAUUGGGGUUCUUUGCUGCGGGUUGGGUUGGAUACGCCGGCUCGUUUGCCGUUGGUGACUACCAAUGGCGAGUGCCACUGGCUACCCAAAUCCCACCAGCGCUGUCCCUGGCCAUCAUGACGGCUUUCCUCCCAUACUCUCCUCGUUGGUUGGCUAUGAAAGAGCGAUACGAUGAAGCCAAGAAGGUCAUGUACACACUGCAUCAUCACCGUGGCGAUGAUGUCGUCGAAAAGGAGUUUGCCGAAAUGUGCAGUCAAAUUCAGCACGACACCACGAAGAAGAAGUCUUCCAACUUCAUGAAUCUUUUUACACGCCAGUACAUCCGUCGUACUCUACUUGCAUGCCUCACUGUCAACAUGAUGAAGCUCUCAGGAUCCAACAUCAUCCAAAACUAUCAGUCCAUCAUGUACAACUCGCUUGGCUACAAAGGCCAAACGGUUCUUCUAAUCGGCGCAUUGUACGGAUUUAUGGCUGUAGUUGGACAGAUUAUUAACGUAUUCUUCGUUGCUGACCACUGGACUCGCCGCAUUACAGUUAUUUCUGGUAGCUUCUGCCUUGCUGUCCUCCUCUCAGUUCUCACGGCGCUGUCAGAGCGGUUCCCAGAAGGAUCUGAUGCCAACGGAUCUCGUGCAGGAGUUGCAUUUAUCUUUCUGUUUUCUUUCUCGUACUCAUUCUUCUUCAACAGUGUCAACUGGGUCUUGGUCGCUGAGAUCUUCCCACUUGAUCUUCGUGGCGUUGGUGUCGGAUUUUCCGUAUUCACGCAGUCCGUCACGGCGAUUUGGCUUUCGUACGCGGCAUCUAUAGCAUUUGGUGCAAUUUCGUGGAAGUUUUACUUCGUCUUCAUCGCCUGCAACGUCUUUGCCGGAACCAUCUACUACUUUUUCCUCCCCGAGACUCGCUUCCUUUCGUUAGAGGAGGUUGCAGCCAAGUUUGGAGAUGACGUUGUCGCCAUCUCACCGAAACAAACGGAAAUAGAGGCUUCGGAGAAAAUUGAGCCUGAUGUGACGAAGGCAGAAGUUUCAUCAGACCAUCUUGAGGAUGUGAGAAAAUGA
Molecule: messenger RNA, 1536 nt
Organism: Colletotrichum truncatum
Lineage: Eukaryota; Fungi; Ascomycota; Sordariomycetes; Glomerellales; Glomerellaceae
Product: MFS monosaccharide transporter
Biological process (GO): transmembrane transport; carbohydrate transport
Cellular component (GO): membrane
Molecular function (GO): carbohydrate:proton symporter activity
Source: RefSeq, a predicted model, not a curated record